AUGCAGUAUGCGGGAGGCGAGCUCUAUGGUUGCAUGGCGCCACCAGAGGGCUCUCUCCUCCGCCUGUUGCACCUGAUGGGGACAGGCAGGGGACAGGUAGAGGGAAGGUUGGGACAGGUAGAGGGAAGGUUGGGACAGGUAAAGGUAGGGGGCAGGUACGGUGAUUGCAUGGCGCCACCAGAGGGCUCUCUCCUCCGCCUGUUGCACCUGACGGGGACAGCCGAAGGGGAGGCAGGGGGGCAGGCAGGGGCAAGGCAAGGGACAGGAAGGGGUGAGAUGGGGAGAGACAAGGGAGUAAAGGGAGAAGAGAGCUCAAUGGUUGCAUGGCGCCACCACAGGGCUCUGUCCUCUGGAUUGGGAUGGCUGGAUUGGGAUUGUACCAAGUGCACGCAUGCUCACCUCAACAUGCACAUGGAGUGCACGCAUGCUCACCUCAACAUGCACAUGGAGUGCACGCAUGCUCACCUCAACAUGCACAUGGAGUGCACGCAUGCUCACCUCAACAUGCACAUGGAGUGCACGCAUGCUCACCUCAACAUGCACAUGGAGUGCACGCAUGCUCACCUCAACAUGCACAUGGAGUGCACGCAUGCUCACCUCAACAUGCACAUGGAGUGCACGCAUGCUCACCUCAACAUGCACAUGGAGUGCACGCAUGCUCACCUCAACAUGCACAUGGAGUGCACGCAUGCUCACCUCAACAUGCACAUGGAGUGCACGCAUGCUCACCUCAACAUGCACAUGGAGUGCACGCAUGCUCACCUCAACAUGCACAUGGAGUGCACGCAUGCUCACCUCAACAUGCACAUGGAGUGCACGCAUGCUCACCUCAACAUGCACAUGGAGUGCACGCAUGCUCACCUCAACAUGCACAUGGAGUGCACGCAUGCUCACCUCAACAUGCACAUGGAGUGCACGCAUGCUCACCUCAACAUGCACAUGGAGUGCACGCAUGCUCACCUCAACAUGCACAUGGAGUGCACGCAUGCUCACCUCAACAUGCACAUGGAGUGCACGUUGAGGAAUGCACACAUAUGCUGA
This is a messenger RNA of Closterium sp. Yama58-4, 1041 nucleotides long. The record is from the annotation of a GenBank genome assembly. Lineage: Eukaryota; Viridiplantae; Streptophyta; Zygnematophyceae; Desmidiales; Closteriaceae.